CUUCAAGGCGUAAGGGGUAGAAGCUAGGCUAUCGAUAACAUCUUGCUGCAAUCAUGAGAAAACUCCGUUAAAACACAACACUUAGAUACGAUCAUGACUUAACUACAUAGUAUAGAAUUCGUGGCUUCUCUGCUAGUCUCCGGAUUCGCGCACUCUGCCAACACGCAAUCUCACCGUUCAGAUCGACGACCUGAGUCCGUGACACUAGGUGAAGCACUCGAAUUCUGUCCGUCCGUACGUCCGCCUCCCAUUUCUCUCUUUGAAACCAUCCAAACAAAAACUCGUUUUUCGUUGGGGUACAGAAAGAUUGCUCCCUUAGUCGGAGCUCACGAGAGCACACGCAAUAGAAAAUGGCCAUAGCUAUAGUGUGGAGGAAAGAAGCCGCCGGAAGUCCUCGGGUGGUGCGCUCGCCUUGCUAGUAGCCCUGCGGAGAGUACCCAGAGAAAACGCAUCGAAUGAGACUCGGCCCGGCCUCCCAGCAGCACACUCAAGCCAUCCAAGAAGAGACAUUCAAGAGUCCCAAGGCGGUAAUGUAGAAGACAACAACAAGUGCAACAGCAACAACAGGUGCAACAGCAGCAGCAGCAACAACAACAGUAUGAGCAACCUGCUCAGAACAACAACGAUUCUACGAUGCCGGUCGAUGAUGCAGGAGAUGACUCCGAGGGAGGAAUCGGCGCCAAGAUGCGCAAGAUUUUUGCCAACCGCAAGAAUCUGAGCGCUGCCGAUCGGAAGCGUCUCGAAAAGGAGCGUAAGGCUCGUCAGUUGCGCCGUCUGCGCAAGCUGUUGACCCCCAAGAACGCCGUGGUGGCCCUCCACGAACUGCAGGGACCCGGAAUGAGCGAGUUCACGAUCAACACCAACGGUCAGGAGACGACGGCCGAAAUCGUGGUCAACAACGUACGCUACGAAGCUACCGCCCCGAACAAGCACAUGGCCAAGGCCCGUGCUUCGGAGAAGGCCCUGCGUGAUCUGGUCAUCGCCCAGAUGGCCAAGGCUCGCCAGAGUGCCGAAACCACCGCUGCUGCUGCUACCACAAACAAUGGCAACAAUGGUUCUGCCGCCGGCAAUGAGGAUGUUGAAAUGUCCGAAAUGACCGAAACGGACGAUGUGCCGAUGUUGCACCUGGCUUCCUACGCGCUGUACAAGCUGUUCAACGAGUGGCAAAACGAAGGCUUCGAAAUCCCAGCCAUCAAGCCAAUCAAGGCUGCGGUCAAGCUGAACGAAGCCGGUGUCCAUCCGUUGGCCCCCAAGGUCCCGAAGACCAAGGCCGAUUUGCCCUCCGAUGCAGCCACCCGCCAUCCAACGGCUCUCUUGGCAUUGAUGCGCCCGCAAAUUCCGUACGAAGACCUGGGCUCGAACAACACCAACGACCCAACCAAGCGGGAGUUCUCCGUCGGAGUGACCGUCGAUGGACAGCGAUUCAUUG
Messenger RNA from Aedes albopictus (Asian tiger mosquito), 1429 nucleotides. RefSeq lists its product as uncharacterized. The record is from RefSeq and is a predicted model, not a curated record. Gene Ontology annotation, biological process: siRNA processing; regulation of regulatory ncRNA processing. NCBI's taxonomy places the organism in Eukaryota, Metazoa, Arthropoda, Insecta, Diptera, Culicidae. Gene Ontology annotation, molecular function: double-stranded RNA binding; siRNA binding. Gene Ontology annotation, cellular component: cytoplasm; nucleus; RISC complex.